GUCAUAACAUAUCACAGAUCUCUCUCUUUUCUCUUUCUCUGUUUCUCUCUUCAUUUUCAUUUCUCUGCAAAUAUUCCCAAAUUUCAAAAUGCGAAUUCUCAUUCUUCUCUCUCUCACAUCACUUCUCAUCUUCUCUUCUUUCUCUCCAAUUCUCUCCAAAGAACAACAACUCGACGAAGAAGAAGAUCUCAGCUUCCUCGACGAACCAGACUCCGACGAAACAAUCUCCCAUCACGAUCACGACCACGAUUCCGAUUUCGAAGAAGAUUUCUCCGGCUACGAUAAUUCAGAGUCUUAUCAAACUCCCGAAAUCGACGAAAAAGACGUCGUCGUUUUGAAGGAUAAUAAUUUCACCGAUGUAGUCAACAAAAACCGUUUCGUUUUGGUUGAAUUUUAUGCACCUUGGUGUGGUCAUUGUCAAGCUUUGGCUCCUGAAUAUGCUGCCGCUGCUACUGAAUUGAAAAGUGAAAAUGUUGUUUUAGCGAAAGUUGAUGCUACUGAAGAGAGUGAAGUUUCCCAGAAAUUCGAUGUUCAGGGUUUUCCUACUAUCCUUUUCUUCAUUGAUGGUGUUCACAAGACUUAUUCUGGACAAAGAACAAAAGAAGCUAUAGUUACAUGGAUUAAGAAGAAGACAGGACCGGGUAUUCAUAACAUUACUUCAUUGGAAGAUGGUCAACGCAUAUUGACUUCUGAAACUAAAGUUGUUUUGGGUUUUCUCAAUUCUUUAGUUGGUCCUGAGAGUGAGGAGCUUGCUGCGGCUUCACGACUUGAGGAUGAUGUUAAUUUUUAUCAGACUGUGGAUCCUGAAGUGGCAAAGCUUUUCAAUAUUGAUGUUAAUGCCAAACGCCCAGCUUUGAUCCUUGUCAAGAAAGAGGACGAAAAACUGAACCAUUUUGAUGGAAAAUUCGAUAAGUCUGCAAUUGUAGACUUUGUCUCCUCCAACAAGCUCCCAUUGGUAACAGUCUUUACAAGAGAAAGCGCUCCAACAAUCUUUGAAAAUCCAAUCAAGAAACAGGUGUUGCUGUUUGCGAUCAAUGAUACUGAGAAACUCCUCCCAGUAUUUCAGGAAGCAUCAAAGUCUUUCAAGGGAAAGUUGAUCUUUGUGCUCGUGGAAACUGAUAACGAAGAUGUUGGAAAGUCUGUUUCAGAAUACUUUGGUAUUAGUGGGAGUGAUCCAAAAGUACUUGCAUACACCGGAAAUGAUGAUGGGAAAAAAUUCAUUUUUGAUGGAGAGGUGACUGUUGACAAAAUUAAGGCAUUUGGCGAAGAUUUCCUUGAAGACAAACUAAAACCUUUUUUCAAGUCAGACCCAGUUCCUGAAACUAAUGAUGGUGACGUGAAAAUAGUUGUUGGGAAUAAUUUUGAUGAAAUUGUCUUGGAUGAGUCAAAGGAUGUUCUCCUUGAGAUAUAUGCUCCCUGGUGUGGCCAUUGCCAACAUUUGGAACCAAUAUACAACAAGCUUGCUAAACAUCUUCGCAGUAUUGACUCUCUUGUAAUAGCCAAGAUGGACGGAACACAAAAUGAGCAUCCCAGGGCAAAGUCUGAUGGAUUCCCCACUCUUCUCUUCUUCCCAGCAGGAAACAAAAGCUUUGAUCCCAUUACUGUUGAGACUGAUCGUACAGUGGUCGCCUUUUAUAAGUUCCUCAAGCAACAUGCUUCAAUCCCAUUCAAGCUCCAGAAACCAGCCUCAACUCCUAAACCGGAGGGCUCUGAUGUCAAGGAGACCCAAAGUAGCAGCAAUAGUGAUGUGAAGGAUGAACUUUGAAGAGUUAAGUGAUAUGUUUCUAUUUAUACCGCUAUGAUCAGAUUGAUUCUGACAUAGUAACUUAGAGAAGAACAACCACAAAUUCCUCUCCCCAUACCUAUAAAACAGGUAAAAGAGAGAGGAAGGGUGUACACAUGUGAGGCAACUAUGUAUUAUUGAGUAUUUAGAAUUUUGGGGUGAGGCUUUAAUAAAAAAUCCCCAUUUAUUUCGGGUAUUUAGUUUAA
Molecule: messenger RNA, 1989 nt
Organism: Trifolium pratense (red clover)
Lineage: Eukaryota; Viridiplantae; Streptophyta; Magnoliopsida; Fabales; Fabaceae
Product: protein disulfide isomerase-like 1-4
Biological process (GO): response to endoplasmic reticulum stress; protein folding
Cellular component (GO): endoplasmic reticulum
Molecular function (GO): protein disulfide isomerase activity
Source: RefSeq, a predicted model, not a curated record